This is a messenger RNA of Seminavis robusta, 1096 nucleotides long. The record is from the annotation of a GenBank genome assembly. NCBI's taxonomy places the organism in Eukaryota, Bacillariophyta, Bacillariophyceae, Naviculales, Naviculaceae.
GCGGCAUAAAGUCAGAUCCAUCGGUCUUAUUGUGUUGUGUUGUGUUGUAAUUAUCAACGAGAGACCAGACUAGACCAGACUAGACUAGACAAUGGAAGAAGAAGAGAUUGACCUUGACACUGGUAUCCGUCGUAUCAUUCGACAGGAAGAACCACCGCCUCCUCCCCGCAACACCAAUAAGAUGCAAGAUGGUCGAACGCGGCUUCGGCAAGGUGUUUCGCCGUUUCUUCCUCCUCCCGUUGUGAGAGCCAUGUCGACGUUGGAUCCUCUACUGGAACCAUACGUAGGACCGGAAGCUUCCAUUACACUCUUGACGAGUCUCUUGGUGUGUGUCGUCCUGGUGCCUCUGCUGCAGUCACUGGUUGGUACUACUACCGGUAGUACCAGUAAAGCAUAUGACGAUGAGGAAGACGAUUUGAAGGACAUGGCCAUGACUGCAGAAGACUAUGGCGAUACGGUGAUUCUCUGCGGCCCCAUGUGGGCUGGUAAGACACGCAUCUUGUAUCAUUUGUGUCAUUCCAAGGCAUCCAUGCCAACUGUCAUGAGUCUACGAGCCAAUGCCGCACUUUUGCCAACAUCGACAAAGGAGGAAGACAACCAAAAGCCACUGCGUGUCCUCGACUAUCCAGGACAUUCCGGAUUGCAAGACGAACUCUUUCGAGAAUUGAUCCAGUCCAGUCAACAAAAUUCAUUGCGUCUCAUCUUGGUCGUCGAUUCCACACAACCGCUGACUACGGCGGCCGAUUUUCUGUAUGAUUUACUCCAAUAUGCCCACGACAAUGCGUCCUCAAAGCCAUGGCCCAUUUUAGUAGCCUGUCACAAAUCCGAUUUGAGUUCCUCCAAAAAUCCACGACGCAUCAAGAUAUCCCUUCGCACCGAAUUGGAAAAACUAUUGCAGGUACAACAAAUGGCCGAAGCGGCGGCUAAUAAUGACAAUGAUGAAAACAAUAACAACAAUAAAUGGUGGAAACCAGGAACCGAAUUGGAUCUGGAUCAAUUGGAAAAUGUCAAACUGAAAUUUGUGGCCACCACGUGCAAUGUGGGCGAUGGUAUUGAUCCCAUUGUGGCGUUUUGUAAACAUGGGACAAUGGAAUGA